This is a messenger RNA of Magnolia sinica, 3180 nucleotides long. RefSeq names its product B3 domain-containing protein Os07g0679700. Gene Ontology annotation, molecular function: zinc ion binding; DNA binding. Bases 269 to 3103 code for a protein of 944 amino acids. The transcript is spliced from 13 exons. NCBI's taxonomy places the organism in Eukaryota, Viridiplantae, Streptophyta, Magnoliopsida, Magnoliales, Magnoliaceae. The record is from RefSeq and is a predicted model, not a curated record.
GGCAGGGUGAGGGAGGCUGUGUCUUCGUGCAUGCAUUUUGAUGCAUUUCUCUUUCUCCUUUCUUUUCUCUUUGCAUGCAAAAGCCUCUUCUUCUUUCCGAUCGGACCCGACUCGGUUUUCCGAUACCCGAAACGCCGACGACGGGUAUCUCCUCCGUAUCGGAUCAGGCACGUUCGUUGCUCGAAUUCCUGCUGCAAGCGAAGCGAAUAAGGAGCUGAAAUCAGACAUGGGUUUUCUUCAGAAGAUUGGGGAGGGGUUGAUUUGAAUCAUGGCGUCGAGGGCUUGCAUGAAUGCUGGGUGCGGGGCGACGGCUGCGAUUGAAUGGAAGAAGGGGUGGGGGCUGAGAUCUGGUGGAUUCGCGAAUCUCUGCGAUAAGUGCGGGUCUGCUUACGAGCAGUUAGUCUACUGUGACAUGUUUCACUCCAAAGAAUCUGGGUGGAGGGAAUGCAAUUCUUGCGGCAAGCGUCUUCAUUGUGGUUGUAUUGCAUCAAGGUCUUCACUAGAGCUACUUGAUAGUGGAGGAGUAGAAUGUAUUGGCUGUGUGAAGAAUUCAGACCUUUCUUCUAUUCCAAGUGACAUUCCAAAGGAAUCUAUGCAGCAAUCUGCUCACAAGGUGGAUUGUUUACCUGCAAAAAAUUUAACAGAUGAGAAGACGAAUGAACUUUGUACACCUACUUCAGGCAAUGUCUGUGAACCGCGAUCUACAUCUACGGAUACCAAAACGGAUGAUGAUGCUGUUGAUAAGGGCAAGCUGAUGCAGUUGGGCAAAAACAUCGAGGGCAAUGGACGGAAAGAUAGCAUGAAUGAGACUCUCGAGAGUAUCAAAAGAGAGCAGCCUGUGCUCCACCUCGGGGAAGUCGGGAGCACAAGCUUUUCGAAUGUAAAUCAAACGGCCGUAGUUGGGUCGUCUCAGAUUGCGAAGAGAGACGACAAUAAAGGAUCCGUGGCAGAUAAGGAGAUGUAUGACUCAUUGGCUCAUGCAUGCCUGGCUAUCACGUUAGGGACAUCUAACCCGGGCCACAUGGCGGAAGCAUGCUAUGCUUCAGGAGCACCGAAUCUCAUGCUGCCCCUUCAUGGGGUGACUGCUGAAGGAAGGGAACUGAGCAAGGCACUAUCUCCCUUUCAACAAGCGCAAAGGUCCCGACAUCUAUUGCCCAAGCCCCCGAAGACAAGCCCGACCACCGGUUCAGAGACAUCAAAGGAUGUGGUUUCCCAGAUGCGGGUGGCAAGGCCGCCUGGUGAAGGGAGGGGUCGUAAUCAGUUGCUUCCACGGUAUUGGCCAAGGAUUACAGACCAAGAACUGCAACAGAUAUCUGGAGAGUAUCCAUGUUCAAACUCUACGAUCGUGCCAUUGUUUGAGAAGGUUCUGAGUGCUAGUGAUGCGGGUCGAAUUGGUCGUUUGGUUCUCCCUAAAGCAUGUGCUGAAGCAUAUUUUCCUUCAAUUUCACAACCGGAAGGCCUUCCAUUAAAGAUUCAAGAUGCAAAGGGAAAAGACUGGGUUUUUCAGUUCAGAUUUUGGCCUAAUAACAACAGCAGAAUGUACGUCUUAGAGGGUGUAACUCCAUGCAUACAGUCUAUGCAAUUACAAGCUGGUGAUACAGUAACGUUCAGUCGCAUAGACCCUGAAGGAAAACUUGUAAUGGGAUUUCGAAAGGCGUCAAACUCCAUGGCCAUGCAGGAUACACAAGCUUCUGCCAUUGCUAAUGGUGUGCUUUCGAAGGAAAAUUUCUACUCAGGUGUUAUUGAGAACCUACCCAUCCUAAGCAAUUACUCUGGCCUUCUUCAGUCACUAAAGGGAAGUGCGGAUCCCCACUUAAGUGCUUUCUCUGAGCAUCUAAAUUCAUCAGAGGCGGAUAUUGGCUGGCUUAAAGCCGAGAAACAUGGAGGCAGGGUUAGUGACGGCUUUCUAGUUCCGGAGAGAAAAAGAACCCGUAACAUUGGUUCAAAAAGCAAGAGGCUGCAUAUGGAUGCUGAAGAUGCAUUGGAGCUGAAACUCACAUGGGAAGAGGCACAGGACUUGCUUCGGCCGCCUCCAAGUGUCAAACCUAGUAUUGUUGUGAUUGAAGACCAUGAAUUUGAAGAAUAUGAAGAGCCUCCAGUAUUUGGAAAGAGAACUAUUUUCACUGCACGUCCAUCUGGGGGUCAGGAUCAAUGGGCUCAAUGUGAUAAUUGCUACAAGUGGCGCAGAUUGCCUGUCGAUGUUCUUCUCCCCCCAAAGUGGACAUGCGCCGACAAUUCAUGGGACCCAAGAAGAUCUUCAUGUUCCGUGCCAGAUGAAUUGAGUCCAAAAGAAUCGGAAAAUCUCCUCAGGCUGAAUAAAGAUUUCAAAAGGCGGAGAAUGGCUGCAAGUUGCAAACCAACUCCAGAGCUCGAGCCGUCCGGCCUUGACGCAUUGGCCACUGCUGCGGUCCUUGGUGAUGAUGGAAACCCUGCUGUGCCAUCGAUUGCGACCACCACCAAGCAUCCCCGCCACCGCCCUGGCUGCACGUGCAUUGUGUGCAUCCAGCCACCCAGCGGCAAGGGCCCCAAGCACAAGCCCACGUGCACGUGCAACGUCUGCAUGACUGUGAAGCGCCGGUUCAAGACCCUCAUGAUGCGGAAGAAGAAGCGCCAGUCAGAACGGGAAGCCGAGACCGCCCAAAAGAAGCAUGGAUGGAGCAAGGACGACCUUGAGGUGGACAGUGCCCUGCGGCGUCUGUUGCCCCAUGACCCCACUGAGCGUGACCCCAUGCAAUCGAAUGACUUGGAGCCCGGCAACCAGGCCAAGAUUCUGACUGAAGGCAAGGGCCAUAUAGACCUGAACUGCCACCCUGACCGUGAGGAUGACCCGCAGGCUGGCCUGCCCCGUAUGAGCAUGAUGAGUCUACUUCAGGUGGCGAGCCUUCCCUUGGAGACGUACCUGAAGCAGAACGGGCUGACGAGCUUGGUGUGUGAGCAGCAGGCGAGCUCGAGCUCGCAUGCUUUGCCACAGGCCACGGCAGGGGAGAGUGAGGGGCGGCCACCAGACGAGGGGUACAUUGCUUCGGCGGUCCGUGAUCGGGAGAGCACUCGCGAUGAUGGGUUUUGUGCGGUGGCCGAUCAGGCCCGGAACGAUCACGUCUGAUUUUAUUUUCUUUUUCUUUGUUAUAAUGGGGUGGCUUGUAGGAUGUAUUUUUGUGUAAAUUAGUUAACUCUUUUUUU